UUCCAUUAGCAAAUGAAGUGUUAUGAAUGAAUCAAUUUUAUAUUAAAAUGUGUCGAGACUCUUUCAAUAUGCAUAUUCAUUAUGUUGGAAAUAUAGUAGAAACCAAUAUAGUCAUCCAGUGCUAACAAGUGACAAUCACAAGGUGAAAGAAGUUUCAACAUUAAUUUCUUAUCGACGUCGGACUACCCAGCUCUGGUAGUUUUUCCGCGGACCGGAAAAACCAGUUUUCAUACAAAGCGUACCAAAAAGGCAGAAAUUCCAAGAGAUUUCUAAAAUUCCAAGUGAUCUGCACAGAAAAAUUAUUUCGAUAUGGGAAUAUUAGAAAAAAUUCAAGAAAUAGAGCGAGAAAUCGCAAGAACACAAAAGAAUAAAGCAACAGAGUACCAUUUAGGAUUAUUGAAAGCUAAACUAGCGAAAUUUCGUUCUGAACUCUUAGAGCCAACGAAAAAAGGUGAGAAAGGUGAUGGCUUUGAUGUUUUAAAAUCUGGUGAUGCACGAGUCAGCUUAAUUGGAUUCCCAUCCGUCGGUAAAUCGACAUUACUGUCAACGUUAACAAAAACUGAAAGUGAAGCUGCUGGAUAUGAGUUCACAACAUUGACAUGUAUUCCUGGUGUUAUUGAAUACAAAGGAGCAAAUAUUCAGUUACUUGACUUACCGGGUAUUAUUGAAGGCGCUUCUCAAGGUAAAGGUCGCGGACGACAAGUUAUUGCUGUUGCACGUACUGCUGAUCUGGUUCUUAUGAUGCUUGACGCAACAAAGCCUAAUGUUCAUCGAGAUUUAUUAACAGCUGAAUUGGAAUCUGUUGGAAUCCGACUAAAUAAAAGAAGGCCAAACAUAUAUUUUAAACAAAAGAAAGGAGGUGGACUGAGCUUCAACAGUACAUGUGCAUUGACGAAAUGUAAUGAAAAAAUGGUUCAAACAAUUCUACAUUCAUUUAAAAUAUUCAAUGCUGAGGUGUUAUUCCGUGAAGAUGCAACGACUGAAGAAUUCAUUGAUGUCGUUGUCGCAAAUCGUGUCUACCUUCCAUGCAUUUAUGUUUAUAACAAAAUCGAUCAAAUCUCGAUUGAAGAAGUUAGCCGACUGGCACGUCAACCAUACUCAGUUGUUGUCAGUUGUAAUAUGAUGCUCAAUCUUGAUUAUUUACUUGAAACACUUUGGGAAUAUUUAUCAUUAAUUCGAGUAUACACCAAGAAACCUGGUCAACCACCAGAUUUCGACGAUUGCCUUAUCUUGAGAAGAGGUGUGACUGUUGAACAUGUUUGUCAUGCUAUUCAUCGGACACUUGCAGCGACUUUCAAAUAUGCUCUUGUUUGGGGACAAUCAGCAAAGUUUUCGCCACAAAGAGUUGGAAUCAAUCAUAUAAUGGCUGACGAAGAUGUGAUUCAAGUCGUUAAAAAAUAAAUUUUGUUCUUUUUUCAUUUUUAUUCAUUGCAAGAAGCUUCUUGAGAUUUAAUAAAUACAAAAAAUAUGAUAAAUAAAAUUAAAAAUUUAUCAUGAAGAUUCAUCACUUUCUGUUCCUUUCAACUCAUUUUCAAUAUCAUAAAAUUCAAUUUCUUCGGGAGUAAGAUAGGUUUUUGCCAAUUUCAAGAGAAUUUGGUUUUGUGUUGGGGGAGUCUCAAUUAUGUUGUUGGGGUCAUUUACGUCCUUUCCUGGGACUACAAGUCUUUGAAUCUCAUGAAGCAUUUCAGCGACUUUCUUAAAAGUCAUUUCAUCUUCAACUUUAUCGUUAUUUGCUUCAGGAAUGUCGUCAACAUCUAUCAAAAUUGAUGAAGUGUCAGCUUGACAUCGUUGAUUCUUCGGUUGAGGUUUUGGAGCGUAUUUUCUGAGAGGAUUGUCUUGAAAGUUAUUUAACUGUGAGGUGAUAAAUCCAGGUUUUGUUUGUGGAGCUGAACUAUUAACACAAAAAUCUUCUUUGUCGUGUUGGAUUUGCUUCAUAAAUUGUUCAUGUGAGUUGAUCAACAUUUUCUGAUAAGAUUCACUUAAAACUUGACGCUUAGGAAGAUUUUGCUGUUUUUUCGGUUCUUCUUCAAGGAUCGUCACGUCUGGAACUAAAGGCAUUGACAUCAUGUUCAUGAAGUUUUCUUUCGAAUUAUUUUUGUUCAUAUGCUGAGAACUUGUUGAUGGCUGGUUCGAAAUUCUAAUAUUUGUCUGAACCUUCGAUUGCGUCUGUGUAUCCAAUAAACUUAAAUCUGGCACUUGAGGCUUUACACUAUUUAAAAUUUCAUGGCUGAUAACGCUGGGCAUGUAAUUUGUUGGUCUUUUUAUUGGUUGAGACUUGGAAUUUUUAUUAUUUACAACAGCAUUUGCCAUCGCUCUUUGAAUAAAAUUGCUUGCUUGUGGCUUAACUGAUGGAAUUUUGUUCGUUGGUGAAAAUAUUGUGACUUCAGGCACUUCUGGCAAAGUUUGAGGGAAUUGAUUGACUUUCUGUUGUUCAGGUGGCUGCCAUGGCUGUUCAUUGUCCAUGAUUUUGCUCUUAUUAAACUUACUUAACUACGUUUUAAGAAUUUUAGAAAUAACUCGAUGUUAAACAGGAUUUUUAAAAUUGAAACCUUUGAAAGUGUCG
Clunio marinus is the source of this 2563-nucleotide messenger RNA. The record is from the annotation of a GenBank genome assembly. Lineage: Eukaryota; Metazoa; Arthropoda; Insecta; Diptera; Chironomidae.